Hymenoscyphus albidus is the source of this 836-nucleotide messenger RNA. The record is from the annotation of a GenBank genome assembly. NCBI's taxonomy places the organism in Eukaryota, Fungi, Ascomycota, Leotiomycetes, Helotiales, Helotiaceae.
AUGAAGAAGCUUGGUUCGCUCGUUUUCCUCUACCAGCUACCAGAGUCCUCAAGCACAAGCAGAAACACCAAAACCAAUGGAGACCACCAACAGCGACUCAUAAUCAUCGCCGGAUGGACAAACGCCAAAGACGCACAUAUAGCCAAGUACGUGGUCAAAUACCAAGCCCUAUACCCAGCUGCUCAGAUUCUUCUCCUUAAGAGCACCAUGAGUUGUAUCCUCCGUCCAUCGCAGAUCGGCACCGCUGUGAACCCCGGUGUCUCUGUCAUUCGAGCCGCCUUCCAGACGCCGGUAUCAUCUUCUUUGUCUUCACCGCCACUUCUUAUUCACAUAUUCUCCAAUGGCGGUUCUUCUAGCAUUGCAAAGAUGUAUGAUGGAUAUGCUGCCACAGCAGGACCUAAUGAAGAUAAACGCUUCCCACCGCACGUUACCGUCUUUGAUUCGUGCCCUGGUCUCUUUCGUAUCCCUCGCGCUGUGGACUUUGUCAGUGUCGGUCUCUCUUUCUUUCAGAAGCUGAUUGUCAUCCCGUUUCUCUACAUCUGGGCCGUUUGGUGGAGUGGAGCGACGGCUGUGGGCUUGCUCACUGAUUUCUUAAGCGACGGUGCAACUUGCACAACAAUGAUAAGGCAAAUACGGCUGAGAUACUGCGGGCGUACAUCUACAGCGCCGCUGAUAGAUUGACCGACUAUAAAGAUGUCGAGGCACAUGCGGCCAGGGCUGAGGGUAAAGGCUUUUCCGUGGCUUUAGAGAAAUAUCAGGGUUCGACGCACAUCGCACAUUCACGGAAGGAUGAGAGUCGGUACUGGGACAUCAUCAAGAGGACUAUGGAAGGUUGA